Dama dama (fallow deer) is the source of this 2453-nucleotide messenger RNA. RefSeq names its product taspase 1 (gene TASP1). Gene Ontology annotation, biological process: protein maturation. The transcript has 15 exons. Gene Ontology annotation, molecular function: threonine-type endopeptidase activity. The record is from RefSeq and is a predicted model, not a curated record. The coding region runs from base 125 to 1510 and encodes 461 amino acids. Lineage: Eukaryota; Metazoa; Chordata; Mammalia; Artiodactyla; Cervidae.
AACGGGCGGGCGGCUACUUCCGGUGCUCUGAGGGCUCUGGGCUGAUGCGGGGUAAUUCCUCUUCUGCAGUUACUUUUGGAUGGAAGUAUGCACUUUUCCCAAUAGAAGAUGGUAAUCUUGGAGAAUGACCAUGGAGAAGGGGAUGAGUUCUGGAGAAGGACUGCCUUCCAGAUCAUCUCAAGUUUCGGCUGUUAAAACAACAGCGAAAGAGUUGGAAACGAAGCAGUCCCAUAAAGAGAAACGAGGGGGCUUUGUGUUGGUGCAUGCAGGUGCAGGUUAUCAUUCUGAAUCCAAAGCCAAGGAAUAUAAGCAUGUAUGCAAAAGAGCUUGUCAAAAGGCAAUUGAAAAGCUGCAGGCUGGUGCUCUUGCGACAGAUGCAGUGACUGCAGCCCUGGUGGAGCUUGAGGAUUCUCCUUUUACAAAUGCAGGAAUGGGAUCUAAUCUAAAUCUCUUGGGUGAAAUUGAAUGUGAUGCCAGUAUAAUGGAUGGAAAAUCCUUGAAUUUUGGAGCUGUUGGGGCACUGAGUGGAAUCAAGAACCCAGUCUCAGUUGCAAACAGACUCUUGUGUGAAGGGCAGAAGGGCAAACUCUCAGCCGGCCGAAUUCCUCCCUGCUUUUUAGUUGGAGAAGGAGCCUACAGAUGGGCAGUAGAUCAUGGAAUACCCUCUUGCCCUCCCAGCAUCAUGACCACAAGAUUCAGUUUAGCUGCUUUUAAAAGAAACAAGAGGAAACUAGAGCUGGCAGAAAGGGUGGAAACAGAUUUCAUUCAACUAAAGAAAAGAAGACAAUCAAGUGAAAAGCUGAUACACGCUCAGCCCACAGAGGCCCCGCCAUUGGAGGGACCGGUUUCAGGAGCCGGAUGCGGAGCCUGGCCCAGGUUUCCUGUGCCCAGAUCUGUCAUCGCAUCUUUAGGACUCUUGAAGGAGAACGACUCAGGUGCUUUGGACACAGUGGGCGCUGUGGUUGUGGACCACGAAGGGAAUGUGGCUGCUGCCGUCUCUAGUGGAGGCUUGGCCUUGAAACAUCCGGGGAGAGUUGGGCAGGCUGCUCUUUAUGGAUGUGGCUGCUGGGCUGAAAAUACUGGAGCUCAUAAUCCCUACUCCACAGCUGUGAGUACCUCAGGGUGUGGGGAGCAUCUCGUGCGCACCAUACUGGCUAGAGAAUGUUCACAUGCUCUACAAGCUGAAGAUGCCCACCAGGCUCUGCUGGAGACUAUGCAAAACAAGUUCAUCAGCUCACCUUUCCUGGCCAGCGAAGACGGCGUGCUCGGAGGGGUGAUUGUCCUCCGGUCCUGCUGGUGUUCUGCAGAGCCUGACUCUUCCCCAGAUAAGCAGACGCUUCUGGUGGAAUUUCUGUGGAGCCACACGACCGAGAGCAUGUGUGUUGGAUACAUGUCUGCCCAGGAUGGGAAGGCCAAGACUCAUAUUUCCAGACUCCCUCCCGGCGCGGUGGCCGGACAGUCCGUGGCCAUUGAAGGUGGGGUCUGCCGCCUGGAGAGCCCGGUGAGCUGAGCCUUCCAGCGGAACCCGGAGCGUCGAGGGCACCACCGAACCCGAGCUCCACGGGGUUCUAACGAAGUUGGAUGUUUUCCCUUCCUCAUUUCAUAACUUCUGUCGCAGCCUCUUGCGUCCGUCGCGACACUAGUGCUGCUGUAGUUAGCGCUUGGCGACACGCGGGUCUUGGGCGGGCGAGUGGGACGCUGUGUGUGUGUGAGUGUGUGUGCGUGCGUGUGCUCGCUUCUUCAAUGAAUUAGAAACUCCUUCUUAUUAUGUAACCUCAGACCAGGAAUGAUUAAAUCAUCUUCCCAAAAUGUGUGCUUUAACUGUUUACAGGUAAAACCUAAAGUUACAGGAAACGGUUGAUUUCACAAAGCGGUACAGACUGUGUUGAUGUAACAUGUAAUGUGUCUGAAACUGCAGAGGAAGUCUGCUUGUUGCAGUGAUUGACAGUGGCGUGCUCCUGAUCACAGUGCUAGGAACCAAGUGUUUUUAUUUGUUAGCCAGUUUAAGUGGAUCCUGUGGUGACUUAAACUGCUGUUCUCAUCCCUCAUAUGGGGCAUUUUUCUUUAACAAAGAAUGGUUUCAGUGAAACAAUCUAGCAGAGAAUUAAGGUCAGAACCUUUUUAAAUAAUAGUCUUAUUGAUAAAGUUUGUACUUCCUUCCUCAAGCUUUUCUAAGCUUAAAUCCUGCAUAGCUUCGAGCUGUGUGUACUGUAUUAUGAAAGACUAUGUAAAGAGAACAUACAGUAAUGCAGUCCUUAAUCUGUGUAUAAUGGAAUGUUAUUUACAAUGUAACACUGUAAAUAAGAAAGCAAAAUUUAUGGGAAAAUUCAAUAUUAUCUUUGUUUCUUGUUUAAAUAUAUUUUUAAGAUAAAAGGCACAAAAAUAAAAGAAGCAUAUUACUGGAUAUAGGUGUGUGAUUCUCCUCUGACUAAUAAAUUAUCUUUUGAAUCCUA